Messenger RNA from Aspergillus aculeatinus CBS 121060, 1263 nucleotides. RefSeq lists its product as uncharacterized. The transcript has 6 exons. The record is from RefSeq and is a predicted model, not a curated record. Gene Ontology annotation, molecular function: phosphoric diester hydrolase activity. NCBI's taxonomy places the organism in Eukaryota, Fungi, Ascomycota, Eurotiomycetes, Eurotiales, Aspergillaceae. Bases 129 to 1073 code for a protein of 314 amino acids. Gene Ontology annotation, biological process: lipid metabolic process.
CCGAACGCCAGCCUCCGUUCCUUGUCUGUUCAAUAGUUUUCUAUUCUAGAUAGACUGUCUUGCUCCUCCAUUUGUUUGGAUACUGCCACAGGUACUUUUAUUUUGGAAGACAGCUCUCGAUUUAUACAAUGGUGCUUUCCCGAUCGCUGCUGCUUGCUGCGGCCUCCGCAUUCCUCCUUGGCUCUCCGACGGAGGCCGCAGGCGCGGUGACGGAACUACAGAGCGUGCUGAAGAACACCCACAUGAGCAACGAGUAUGGGUAUCCCACCGAUUUCACCAGAGGGGUCAUGCCUAUCCCAGUCCAUUCACACAAUGACUACUGGAGAGAUAUCCCUUUCUAUUCGGGCCUAUCGCAAGGAUGCAUAUCGACUGAAGCCGAUGUGUGGCUGUAUAAUGGCACCCUCUAUGUCGGCCACGAUGAGUCUUCCCUGACUGAAAAGCGAACACUAGAGUCGCUCUACAUCAACCCUAUUUUGGACGUGCUUCAACGCCAGAAUCCCACGUCUCGAUUUGUGACGUCGCCCACGAAAAACGGUGUCUUCGACACUGACACCUCACAAACGCUUUACUUCUUCAUUGACCUGAAGACCUCCGGACCUGAAACCUUGGAUGCAGUUAUCAAGGCCCUGGAGCCACUCCGUGCUCGUGGCUACUUGACCACUCUAAAAGACAAUACGACUAUCACCGAAGGACCGGUCACGGUGAUAGGCACCGGUAACACGCCGCUGGAUCUGGUCGGACCGGUGGCAAACAGAGACUAUUUCUUCGAUGCACCCCUUGACCAGCUCGGCGAGGGUCAAUUCGCCGAUGUAACCGGUCUAAUUUCCCCAAUUGCGUCCACUAAUUUCGUGGCGGCCGUGGGUCCUCUUUCGCAUGGUGAGUUGGAUGAGACUCAAACCCAGGCCAUCCGCGCGCAAAUCGCAGCCGCGAAGAAGAGAGGAAUUGGAGCGCGAUACUGGGGUACCCCUUACUAUCCGAUCCGUACUCGCAACAAUAUCUGGAGGACUUUGCUCGAGGAGGGUGUUGCGUUGCUGAACGCCGACGAUCUAGAGGCGGUGGCGGGCUACUUCUAAGUCUUCUUGGUAUGUAUAGCUAGGCAAGGAUGGAUAGCUUUUUGGGCGUCUUUCUUGAAAUUUGGGAGUCUCAAUAUUACUUGGAUUUAUCCAGUUCCGUCCGUCUAUGCAUUUGGCGAGAUCUUUUCUGUUCGUGGGAGUUGCCUCCCGCUGUGCAAGGCAAAAUAAGUACUCAUGCAACUCACUUCAC